Messenger RNA from Symbiodinium sp. CCMP2456, 4101 nucleotides. NCBI's taxonomy places the organism in Eukaryota, Dinophyceae, Suessiales, Symbiodiniaceae. The record is from the annotation of a GenBank genome assembly.
AUGCGUGAGGAAUUUCUGGAAAACGAUGGGAAUAAUAAUCAGACUGCAGAUUUCCAACAUACAUACUUUUCUACCAAGCUAGCUUCUCGCACAUUGUGGUGGAACCCAGGCGAAGUUGUGCAGCAGUGCGAGUGGACAGACAAGAAUAGGCGGCGUGCCGUGUGGCUCUACUUCUCCAGCCUUGUGUCUGCUGUGAAAAAAUUGUUUCUUGGCGAUGUUGCUGAUGGGAAUGGCCAGGGGGAGUCAGCAGCAGAUGCCGAAAGCAUCCCUACAAUUCCAUUCGUCCUGUCACUGAAUAUCUUGGAUGAUACUAACAUCAAAUUGGGAGAUGGUUUGCGUGGCUCCUCGGAUGUCCGCAGCGUAAUGUGCAAUAUUCAGCACCACAUCCUUUUCAAGGAUGUUUCAGAUGGCUUAUCAAACGACUCCGUACCGACAUGGUUUCUACUGCACCAGCCUCUAGUCGCAUUGCCACGUGCCAACGCAGAAUCCAUUUACGGAGAGUUUCGGGCCUGGCUUCUCAGUUUUUGUGGGUCUGCGGGCCAACGAUUGCAGAAGUGGGGCAUCGUUCGGGACCUUUUCAGAUUCGUGAAGAGUCAUGUGCUGAUAUUUAUUUCGGAUGCCCUCAAGGCGAACGACUCACUUGUUCGUGUUCUUGCCCAUGAAAGCAUUGAAAACAGCAAGCAAAUAUGCGACGACCAACCUGCCUCGACCAUGCUGAUCCACGUGCACUGUCUGGUGCACCAGGCUGCUUUAACAAGGCGAACACUGGCCCUAGGGGUGCCAGGCUUUUGGAGCAACUUGGUGCGACUGGGGCAUUUAUUCGAGUCGCACAACUUUCGUCAGCGGUUCCACGCAGCGAUGGCAAAAGUGAUUUGUGACAAUGACAAUUUUCAGUUCGUGGAAGUGUCGGAGCUUCCUGCGGAAGCUAGGGUGUGGAAGCAGAUGACAAUAAAUCAUUUGCGGCUGCAUUCGGAUCAUGGUCACACUGGGCGAGUCAAGGCCGGGAAGGUUUCGAGGCAUCUCAAGUCCAUCCACCGCCAUAUGCUCAAGGAUAACGGCAACCCUCGCAGUGAGACCAUAACUCACUACUGCAUCGGCCCCUCUUGCUGCGCCAACAAAGACCAAGCAAAGAUGAGUUUGCUGGCGUCUUUUGGAGAGAUGUUUGCAUAUAUGACCGUACCUUUGUUGUACAGAUGGAAGCACUGCACGGAGGCCUGCAACUUCGUUCGUGAAGGUCAAUCCGACAAGAUACUGGAGGCAAUCGAGGCAUUGCGACAGGCGGCAGAGACUGAGGCUGACACGACAGAGUUGAGCCGCACGGUUGAGGAGCUUUUGGAUCGGGACACAUCCUUCGCAGAGGCAAAUGCAAAGCGACAAAGAUUGGUGACAGAAGCUUUCCAAAAGGAGGAUUUGGAGACCACGGUUUGCAUUGUAGACUUUCUAUUGCAGCCUUUAGACGCCAUCACGAACAAAAUGCUCAGGAGAACCACUAUUCUAAAGAAGUUGCGAUACCGGGACAUUCAGCCUGGCGAAAAUCUGCGGGAUCUGAAGGAAGCGUCCAAGACUAUUUUUUUGGCUUGGACAUCUGGAGAUCUGGGUAUCCAGACGCUCCGGGCAUUUCUUCGCAACAUGCGAGAUGAAGAUCUGACGACGUACUGCCGCAACUUUUCUGGUGCUGCGCACCCAGACUGUGACAUGACCAAGACAUGUUUUCAGCUCACGGUGUUUGGGCUGACCGACACAUGGAGGCGCUUCUGCCUGCCAGUCACAUGCUUUCCGUGGAGCUUGUUCCAGCUGCUGACGAAGAAGGAGGCGGAGUUCUGCGUGCUGUGGGACGAGAGUUUCAAAAUUCUUCGGAAGUGCCCUCAAUGUGUAGACGGGGCAUUCUCCAGCCUGCUCUUGUCUGCCAACUUCGAAAAUCUGCAAAGCCUCGACCCGGUUGACAGGGCGGCCUUUAUUGACGAAGUCAAGAACAAGUUGCUUGCCAUUGCAGCGUUUUGCCCGCUUGCUUCAGACACAGUGGAGAACUUGCACGGGCAGAACCAGUUCAACCUGCAUUCAUGGCGGGGCAAAGCCAAAGCCACACCAGCUGCAGCAGAGACCUCGGUCCUGAAAACAUUGGCUUCGGAACAUGCUUACGGUAAGUCUCUGGUACAUGAUCUUGUCAUGCCAUCAAAGACAAGAGUUGCCCAGAUGAUGCGGAGGAUUGGCGCCGGCCACAAACGUGCUGGUUGGCGCAGCUUGAACCACAAGCAAAGACUUCGUAAAGCAGCGUCUGCAAAACCCAGAAAGCUGAGCGCCUGGAAUGUGUUUUUCCGGAAGAAUCUGAAACAGUGCCAGAAGAAGUUGCCUAAGGAUGAGUUCAGGCGUCGCUCUCGGCAGUGGGGCAGGCAGUGGAGACAAAUGUCUUCCCAAGAGCAGCAGAGUUUCAAAAUCGAUUCACAAUAUGAACAGUCUUGCCGUGAGGAACUGGCAACGCGUGGGUUGCGUGCUGGAGAUAGAUUCGACCUUGCAUCGGAUGGCGCGGCGCGGGAAGGUGGUAUUCAUCUGCCGCCAGACGCCUUGUCAGCGGAGCAGCUGGAACUCGUCGCAGGCCAUCGCUUCCGCAAGCGUGUGUCAGCAAAACGACUGAUGCAAAGCAACGACGACCAGGCAGAGCACAGCUUUUGGAAUUUCUACGGGUUGGGGCUGCAAGACAAGGAUGGAGCAAUAGCUCGGGGCCGCAUUGAGUUCGAGACACCCCAGGCGACUAUUGACAAUGCUGUGAAUGCUUCCUUGCAUGCGAGUUUGGAGCAAGAAGAUCCAGUGGCCACAGGGUCCGAUGUCACUGCUCCGAGGUGCAAAAGUCUUUAUGGUUACUGUGCUACGUGUGAAGCUUUCCAUCCCAAUGCAAUGAAACUGGCACGUGCAUUUGCAAAACUCUGCACGGAUCGAUGCCUUUCUGCGGGAAGCUUGGUGAAGCUGCGACCAGUGUUUCCCAGCAUUGUUUCCGAAGGUUCGCCUGAAAGUUCGGAGAGCCUGGAGAGUUAUUUCUUUCUGGGGGUUCAUUGCCGCAGGCCAUUGCAGCAGGUUCUUGUGAAAGCCUGGCCCAGCGGACAAGGCCAGGAACCAGGGAAUUUUGACAAGUUCUCUUUGACCCAGCUUCGCGCGGGAGCCUCUGAAGAUGCUUUGCAGGCUUUGCCUUCGUUUUCGACGUCGUAUGAAGUGUUUCGAUUGCUUGCAGCGCAGUCCAAUGGCAAGUUGGAGACAGUGGCAGUCGAUGUUCUUGAAUAUAUCCUGGAGGCUGGGUUGUGGAGCAUCGAGCGACUGGAAGUGACUGUCACAGGCAGCUCCGGCAGCAUGAGCUUGCAGACUUCGGUGACACCAGCGGCCAAGCAGAAAGUUGAGCUGCCAUUUGGCUUGCAGCAUACCAAGAGGAAGAGGAAAGCAAGGAGGCCUCCAGUUUCGCGUAGAGCCAGGGCUGAGGCCAGGGGUCGCGGUCGACGGCACGGUGGCAGAGGCAGACGUCAGGUAGCUUCCUCUUCGAGUUCUAGUUCUUCAUCAUCAUCUGAACCAGCUGACAAAUCAGAUCGCUCUCGGGAUGAUUCUGCUCUUUGUUCUGACUCCGACGAAGACAGAAGGCCGCCCAUUGACAAGGAAGCAGAAGCAAUUGCCAUGCCGAAUGCUGCAGCUGUAGACGAAGCUGCUGUUUUGAGGGAAGCUGAGUCUGAACUCCAUGUGGAUCAUUUGAAACGGCAGCAGCUCGCUGAAGCUCAUGCUCGUGGAGGAUCGUACUUCGUGCGAGAAAUUGGCUUUGAUGAGGGUUCGGUAGCACCUACGUCCAGGAGUGUUUGUUACCACUGCGGUCAAAAGAUUGCGAAAGGUUCCAGCCGAUUUUCAUAUUUCUGGAACGAAAGAAGGCCAUCCCGGUACAUGCAUGCAACAUGUGUGGCGCAUUUUCUUGAUGCAGAUCCCGAUGCCGCCGAUGCUAGAAAAUUUCAAGCUGUGGAAGCAAUGAGCCGCAUUGCACAAAGUGCCAAUGUGGACCAGCAGGUCAUUUGUGCUGCGCAGCAUCUCAGGUCUGUCCUGAGGUCCGAAGCUGCCUCGUCAGCUGUUCGCUAG